Amaranthus tricolor (Joseph's coat) is the source of this 1087-nucleotide messenger RNA. RefSeq lists its product as uncharacterized. Lineage: Eukaryota; Viridiplantae; Streptophyta; Magnoliopsida; Caryophyllales; Amaranthaceae. The record is from RefSeq and is a predicted model, not a curated record. The transcript has 3 exons. The coding region runs from base 115 to 789 and encodes 224 amino acids.
UAAAGAUAGGAAAAAAAACUAAGACGGAAAACAGAACACCCAAACUUACCCAUUUUCCCACUAUUAUUCAUCACCGGCGAAAAUUCGACAGCCGAUCUAUCAAAUCGCCGGGAAAUGGAAGGAGUAGGAGCUCGUUUGGGCCGAUCUUCAAGCAGAUAUGGAGCCACAACAGUCUUUAACGGUCCAGUUAGAAAAUGGAAGAAAGAUUGGGUUCCAAUUCCCCCUUCAUCUUCAAACAAUUCAAAUCAUCAUCAUCAUCAUAACAAUAACAAUAAUCAUCAUCACUCUUCUUCUAAUGGGAACGUUAAUGGCAGUAAUGGUAACAGUGCUUCUCAUCUUCGUCUCUACAAGUGGACUCCGCUAAAUAAAGAAACUUCUUCUAAUGAUAAUAAUAGUAAUACUAGUAGUAGUAAUAAUAAUAAAGUUAGCAGCAGUAAUAUCGAUGAUAGUAAUGGAAAUAAGGAUUCUGGUAAAGACGAUGUCGUUUCUGAAGAGCCCAGGAAAAAGAAGUUCAAAUAUUUUCCGAUUGCAUUGUUAGAGGAACAGAAAAAAGAAACUGAAGAGAAUGGUGAUGAAGAUGAAGAUAAGCCUGUUGGUAGCAAUGAAAAUACCAGAGAGCAAGCUUCUAAGAGUGAUGGUAACGACGAAAAGCCAGACAUCAAUGACGUGCCCAUGGAAGAGAAUGAGGCUGAUGAAGAGAAUCAAGCUGCACCAGCACGGCAAGACUUGAAUGAAUUGGACUUGAGCUUAGGUUUGACGUCACACGAUGACGAGCAUGAUUCAGACUGACCUGAAAAACAAUGGUUAACUUAAAAGGAGCAAAUUAUGAGUCACGAGUGAUCUACAAGCCGAAUCAUAAGUAUGAAAUCGGUAUGGUCUGCCCAUUGCGGGGAAUACCAGUUAUUAUUUCUCUGCUCUACGUAAUGUUGUCGUGUUUAAUGGGUGAAGAAGUUGCCUGUUAAUGUACUACUAUUUUUUUAGCCUCUGUUGAUAGUUCAUUUAACUGAGCUUAUUGUAUUUGUAACGCUAAUUAUGUACUCAAAAGAUACAGCAUUCCCCAUUUUUUAACUAAUAAAUUUUCAUCUAA